GUACCUUACCUUAGUUAUCAGAACAUAAACCCUAGGCAGUACAGUCAGUAACCAAUCCUUGAGGCUUGAGUUGCGUUACUCACCCCGUGAUCCACUCACUUAGGAGCCUCUACCACAGCUACUCGGCCUGAGUCGCCAAGAACGCCCAGCCUCUUCAUCUUGCCCAAUCUUCUACAUAAACUCGCAACUUCCUUCAUCUUUCUUCCUUUGUCCUACUCUUCUCAUUAAUCUGGGAACUUCACAAGAAUACCUCAACCAAACCAUUCAAGAUGGCUUACAAAAUUGCCAGCGCGGACGAGUACCUCGCCAUCACUGGCGCUGGUAUCGACACAGUCAAGAUCACCAAAAAAGCUAUGAUCUGGCCUUUGCAAAGAUGCCAUAAAUUCAGCAUCCAGCCACAGGAUUACUCGAUCAAUUUACAGACGAUGACUCGCGAGAAACUCCAAUUCCUUCUCCCGGUAGUUUUCACCAUCGGCCCUGAUGUUAAUCGGCGUGGUGCACGUGGCAGACGGGAGGAUCUCGGCGAUGCUCCUGAGGAUCUCGGUGAUGCCCUCAUGAAGUUUGCUAUGCUUCUUGCCGAAGGAGAGUCCAAAGGAGGCAUCACUGGGAAGCAGCAUAUCGAGAACAUCGUAAAAGGUAUCAUCGAGGGUGAGACUCGAGUCCUUGUCAGUUCCCUCACAAUGGAGGAGAUAUUUUCGGCGCGAGAGGAGUUCAAGAGGCGGAUCUUCCGCAAUAUCCAAAGCGAACUGGACCAGUUCGGUCUGAAGAUCUAUAACGCAAACGUCAAAGAGCUUCGUGAUGCCCCAGAGUCGAAUUAUUUCAAUUCGCUCUCCAAAAAAGCCCACGAAGGGGCUAUCAACCAAGCUCGUAUUGAUGUGGCUGAAGCACAACGCAGAGGUAAUGUCGGGGAAGCUCAACGGGUAGGAGAGCAAAACCGUGAAAUUGCCAAGAUCAACGCGGAGACGGCGGUUCAAAAGACUGAGCGAGAUAGCGAGAAAGCCAAGGCAGAGGCCACACUCGCGACACGUAAGGCCGAAUACAAGAGAGACGUCGACAUUGCGCAGAUCGAGGCUACUCGAGCCACCGAAGCUCGUGACGAGGAGCUCCGGAAGGCAGUAGAGGUCAAGCGUGCUCAAACCGAGUUGGAAAGACUGAGAGCAAGCGAUGUCGUGAAGGCUACCAUUCUCAGGGAAUCAAAGCAACAAGCAGCUGACGCAAAGAACUACGAGGAGCAAGCUCGGUCCAAUGCUGCCCUCUACUCUGAGCAGAAGGCCGCGGAUGCCCAUGCCUACAAGGUCAAAGCCCAGGCUGAAGCAGCAUACAUUUCUGCUGCCAAAGAAGCAGAAGCAAGACUUAUCUGCCAGCAAAAGGAAGCUGCCGGUAUCUCCGCUAUGGCAAACGCUUAUGCGGACAUGUCCCGUGCAUUCGGCGGCCCAGCUGGCCUGAUUCAGUACCUCAUGAUUGAGAAGGGGGUGUAUGUCGAUCUUGCUAAGGCAAAUGCCGAUGCUGUCCGUGGCUUGAACCCUAAGAUGACAAUAUGGAAUACUGGUGCGCAAGCUGGUAGUGAAGGAAGUAGUUCCCAAGGCACGGGAAUGGGAGGAAUAGACAGCAUUCGUAACCUGUAUCAGAUGCUGCCGCCUCUGAUGUCCACAAUCAAUGAGCAGUCUGGAGUUGUUCUUCCAGAAUGGCAGUUUGGAAAAUUGGCCGAUCAAAUAUCGCAGGAAGAAGUCAACGGCAAGGGAAUCACUGGCCUAGGCACCAACGGAAAAUAA
Molecule: messenger RNA, 1772 nt
Organism: Amorphotheca resinae ATCC 22711
Lineage: Eukaryota; Fungi; Ascomycota; Leotiomycetes; Helotiales; Amorphothecaceae
Exons: 3
Coding region: 270-1772 (500 amino acids)
Biological process (GO): protein localization to plasma membrane
Cellular component (GO): plasma membrane
Source: RefSeq, a predicted model, not a curated record